AAAGAGGCUUGUACAUCAGUCAUUUCAUCACUAGAGGGCUCAGUGGAGCACAGACCCAUAGGACAGACGUUUAAAGGCAAAACUAUAGCUUCCCCUCUCCUCCCCUUUUGCUCUUCUGUUGUUCCUCUCUUUCCUUGCCUCCUUAUCUCUUUUUCUUACUUUGUCAGUUUCCAUUCCUCUCUUCUUCCCCUCUUUCUUUCAUCCCUCUCCUUCCCUUCUUUCCUCUUUCCUCACCCUGCCCCUUUGUUUUCCUCAUUAUUUCCUCUCUUCCAUAUUUUUCUUACUUACUCAGUUUCUUAUUAUUCCCUCUCUCCUUCUCUUCUUAUUUUUCUUUCCGUCAUCUGUAUAUUUCCUUUCCUUUCUUUUCUGUAUAUUUCCUUUCUUCUUCUCUCCACCUCCCUGUUUCCUCCAGAAUCUACUGCCUUCUUUUCCCUUUUUACUCCUUUGCAAUCCCCCUUUUCACUUUUUCCUUGCUCUGUUCCUCUCUUUUCCUAUUUUCCUCACUUCUUAGUUGUCUGAGUUUUCUUUCCUAUUUUCCUCUCCUUUUCCUCUCCUCCUGUCCUCUUCGCUGCCUCUCCAUCUCUUUUUCGCUUGACUUCCUCCCUCCUCUUUCCACUUCCUCUCACUUAUCUAUCUUUUCUCCCCUACUCCCCCUUUUCUGACUUUUGCUGAUUCUCUCCAUUAUUCCUGCCCCUCUCUUUUUCCUUUCUCACCUUUCCUUUCUUUUUCUACCUUUCUCACCCUCUCGCUUUCUAUUUCCUUUGCUCACACCUUUCCUUUCCUGGUCCCCCCUCUUUCCACAUCCAUUUGUCCUCUCAUCCUUUCUUGCUGUUUCCUUUGCAUAUCCUCCCCUCUUUACCACUGGCAUGUCAGAGCUUGCAGAAAGAGGGAGAGAGAGAGAAAAGUGUGUGUGUGUGUGUGUGUGUGUGUGUGUGUGUGUGUGUGUAUGAGAGAGAGAGAGAGAGAGAGAGAGAGAGAGAGAGAGAGAGAGAUAAAGAGACCAGGAGAGAGUGAGCAGACUGAAGCUGAGCAGUGAGCGGGUUGAGCAGCAGGAGUGCGUCUGUCCUCGGAGCUGUGGAUGAUCCAGUCUCAAGUGUCACUGAGAGUGAAGAGUCUGCAGGACUAACUGGUUGACCCAAAAGAGACAAGAACAAAAAACAAGAUCUGUUCUCUGAGACCUGAGUCUCCUUUAUCACAACAAUUUUUUUCUUACACCAGGAUGAACUAUCACCUUCUAAACCAAUACCAAUCCUGAAGCUUCUCCAGCUCAGAAAGAGAAAAUAAUUCCACUGAGGAAUAAAGAAGAAGAAGGAAAGAAGGGGGAGGACAAGUCAGCCUAUCUACAAAAGACAAGAACAACCAAAAAAAAGUCUCAAGUGGAGCCUUUGGGGGAGUGUUGGAUAUAUUGUCAACUCUGUACUCCGGAAGAACAGAGGAAGAAGAAAGAAAAAGUUCAUUGAGAAAAGAGGGAAAACAGUUUUCAUUGUAAGAUCAACCCAAAGAAGAUGUUGGGGUCUAUUGCAUCCACUCAGAUGCAGAGAGAAAAAGGAGAUAUAAAGAUUAAAAUAAAGAUAGAGUGAGAGUGACAGGUUUUGCUCUUUUUUUUUCAAAUCCAAAAAGUAGAAAUAAAGCAGAAAACAAAGAGACAGAAAAGGAGAAAGUUUUCUGUCACCCUAUUAAUGAACAAAGAUGUUGUAGACCAACAUUUGUGAAGAGAAAAAGGACAUCAGCUCAUCUGCUGGAAAAAAUCAAGGAAAAGAGGAUAUUUUAAUAAAUUUUUCUGAAAAGGGGAGAAGAAAAGACAAAGACAAAGGAGCAGAAAAAGUUCAAGGACCAGCAAUGGAAAUGCAGGAGUGAAGAGUCAAAAGUCAAGGAAUAAAAAGGAUAUAGAGGAAUAAAGGAAAACACAAAGAGGAACGGACAAAUAUCUGGAAAUAAAGGAAUAAAAAGAGGACAAAGAGGUGUAAAACAGAUACAGAGAAGAAAAGGAAUAAAGGAAUAAUCAAGUGGUACCGGGCAAAAAAGGAGAAAAGGAUGAAUCAAGAGGAAAAGCAAGAGUUAUCAAGAGAAUAGGGAGAACUGAGGAACAAAAGAAAAUACUGAACAGAAAAGGGAGGAAUAACUAUAUCUAGAAAAUUCAGAAAAAGAGAAAACAAUUGAAAUUGGGGGAAGCCAAAAAAGAAGUAAGGAACAAGUAGAACCAAGGUGUGACAAUGAGGCUCCUGGUGCUUCUUGUAGCUCCCAUCUUCAUCCUCAUCCUCCAGAUCCCAGGAGUGGUGUCCGCAGGCGGCAUGUCCCCUGGUCGGCUGGAACGCUGGGUCCGCUCAGGCCUCCAGUCAUUGCAGUGGGACCAGCUGGACCGGUGCCUCCGCAUGUCCUCCCUCUCUGAAGCUGAGUGCAGGCAGCUCGCUCACCUGCCGCUGUCCUCUGUGGCUGUUUAUGUGUCGGAGCCACUCACUGCUGCAGGUAACUCAGACAAAGUUUUGGCCAUCCUGCCAGACUCCUCAGGUGCGAUGGUGAACUCCAAAUUGCGGGGAAGUUUUGGUGUUAGCCAGGUGCUGAAUGGAGGGGAGGGUCCCCACAGACACCAGCAGCCUUUUCCUGGUUCCAUGGCCCAUGAUGGUGUGCUGGUGCUGGACCCAAGCCCUGGGGAAAACUUUGGACACCCAGUGGUCCUGUUCUAUGUGGACAUGAAUGUGACAAAGAAGAGAUGCUCCCACCUGGAUGGCAUUUACCUGGGUGAGGAGUGUUUGACUCUGGCUUUGAAGGGUCGUUGUCAGAACCAGAUGAAGCGUCGGCAAGCCGGGCCAGAGAGGCUUAUGGGUAAUGGACAUGGUCGGCUUGCAAGUGGGUCACUGCGUGGUGGUGCCAUUGCCACUAGUGGUGGCAGCCGUCUGGUGGAGCGGGCUGUCGGUGGGCUCUGUGAAGUCCACUUCCUCCCACUGGUGGUUGGAGUUGGAGACAGCAACCGAACACAGAGACUCAGAUGUGUGGACCAUGCAGAAUUUGCGAGGUGCCCUCAGCCGCUGCCUAUGGGCUCUCCUAGUUUGCCUGUCUCCAGCUGUGAGCUGAAUAAAAACACCAGACGCUGCCACCAGCAGCCGCUGGCCACUCACCUUUCCUGCCGGCUCUAUCAAACCUGUGACCAUGCUGUGCUCAUAUCAGGUGGCUGGCAGCAGCAGAUGACAUUCCAGCGUCAUGUUCAGAAUCUUCAGAAGUUCUAUGGGAUGCUCCGGAACAAUGGUUUUCAUAAGGACCACAUCAAGACCUUCUUUGCCAGCAGUGGACAGCUUCCUGAGGAUGUAGAGGGUGUGUACUCUGCAACAGAGAAGGCAGUGAUCCGUAACCAUGUGUCGUACAUCUGCAGGAAGCAGCACUGCGCCGACACGCUGGUUCUCUACCUGAACUCACCAACACGCAAUGACGGCACCAUGCUGCUGUGGGACGCCAACCUCAAUGGCAUUGCUGAUCUAAAGGAGCGCUACUCGGUCAACUGAGCUGUUAGCCGAUCUGGCAGGCUGCAGGGCAACUCGAGUUUUGCUGUUUGUGGAUCAGAGCUACAGCGGUGUUCUGUCCAAGAGGCUGCGAGGGUCGCAGAAACACCUCAACGUGGUCCUGAUCCAAAACCAACCACGGCAGACCCCCAAUCACCAGAACCAAAGGUUGAACACUGGCUGGGAGGACAGCGGCUGGUCCUUCAUCAGCCCUGCAGCCUGCCUACUGGACCACCUGGGGAAGGGUGCAGGGAUAUCCCGCCUCCUGGAGCCAUGGGCCGGCCUUUUAAAUGUGACACUGGCAGGUGCUCCCUGCAAUGCUACGCCACCUCUAACUGAUGGAGAGAUGCGACGAGAGUACCAGGGCUGCCAGAACCUGCCGACCGCGCUCUGGCACCAGAGACACAGAAGGCCCAACUGAGAAAGAGCCACCGACUGGGAGAGAGAGCAAGAAAGUGACUGAGUGGGAAACACAUUAAUUAUGGACACACACACAUACACACAUACACAAGCAUUUGCAUUACACACAUAUUUGUCAGUAUGUGUUAACUUAGGACUUUAGUUUCAGUGUGCUUGGCGGACACUGAUGUGUGUGUUUUGUGUCCUAACUCUGAACUCAGACUGUAACCAUGGCGAUGACAGCUCAUCCCAAUGGGAGUGUCCUGAACACCAUGCGAACAGUGUGUGUGUGAGUGUGUGUUUGUGAGUUCAACAAGAGGACAACCACUCUUGGAGACCAUUGCUAGCUUACGCUUGGGUCAGUGUGUUUGUGUGUGUGUGUGUGUGUGCGCGCCACUUCUCCUGGGCACUUUAACAUUUCAGAGCCAAUCAUCCACCUCUAUUUUAAUCUUUACGACAGUUAUUUCUUCUUCCCUCUUUUUUCCCUUUCUUCAGUCCCUCUUCUCUUCAUUUUGUCCUUUGCUUUACCUCUUGCCUGCUACUUUCUGCCUACCUUUCCUCCCUUGAUUUCCUCCUCUAACUUCUUCUCUACUGUGUUUCCUUCUUUCCUCCUUCUUUUCUUUACUUGCAUUGACUGCUUCAGUCUUUUCCCCCUCCUUCCUCCUCUCUUUCUUACAUUUCUCUCAAAUUCUCCCUCCACUAUUUUACUUUACUUAUUUUCACCCUUUCUUCUUAUUCAUCCUUAUCCAUUUUAUUAUCUUUCCUCUUCUUCCCCUUCUUAGCUGUCAGUCUCUCAUUCAAAUAGUUGAAUACUGGAAUGAAUCAGUCACAAGACAGCAAAAGUAGCGUUUCCACCCAUUUGUAUCUUAAAUUUACUCACAAGAAUACAAUACAACAUUUUAGUUUUCAGUUUGAUAAAACUCUUAACUGUUAAUAUUUUAUGACUUUGAAGGUGAAGAGUGAGCUUUUAAGCUUAGUAUUCUUUGGAGAGCAUGGUGACACAUACACCUCAACACCCAGACUACUGUUCACUCUUUUUAUACGAGUCUACAAUAUGUUUAUUCAGUACAUUAUAUUAACUAAGAAGAAUUAUCAUUUCCAAAAAUAUUCUAUUUUUUCUUAUUGAAAAGACCAAAACCAUCAGUGCAUUAGUCCGUCUAUCAAUACAUUUCAACAUCCCUGCUCUGUGGCAAUCGUCCCAUUGGUAAUUUUCCUACUGAAGCUGUAAAUCUUUAAAAAAUGGUUAGUGGUUUAGUUUAAUGCCUGAUAAAGCUCAGUAAUUUCCUGAAACAGCUGGGCACUGUAGUUUUCAGCAAACAUUACUCAAACAAGACUAAAUGAUGCAUUUGUGAGAAGUAUUUUCAGCUGCGAAUAAAUACAUAUGUUGAGUAUUCAACCCACUGUCAUGAAGUUCAUAAAAUAGUCACAAAAUUAAGUCUAUUGAUUUUGUAUGCAUGGACAAGAAUUUUCCUUUUUUGUGACAAUGAGGAUGACAAAUGCUUGCAUUUCAAUUGGAAACAUAUUUUUUCAAUUAAGCACCGCAAUCAGUAUUAGAAGCAGAGUUUCAAGGGGGUAGGUUGGAGUAGAAGCACACAACCUUCAAUGAUCUUUCAUUAUACUUAACCAAUGCUGUCAAUAUCUAGACAUAACCAUAAAUAAGUGUAAUAAUGCUGUGAUCACUACUUUUUUUUUACUGUCACAAAAAAAUUGGACAAUUCCUGCCCAUGUCAAUGGUAAAUUCAUGUCCAUACAUGUGAAAUCAAUAGAUUUUCUGACUAUUUCAUGACCUGCCAUGAGACUGGGUUGGAAUAUUUGUAGCAUCAGGACAGUGCCCACGUUCAUCGUAAUGAGAGAACAUGUUUCUGCAUAGGCAAUACUUGCUGCUAGCGUUAUUGUUGAUUUUGGUCUUUUCGUGGGAUUAGUUUUUAUAAACAAGUAUAGAAUAUGGCAAGCCUUACCCUUUCAAAGAAGGCAACACUGAAUACAGCUCCACUGUCAUUUGCAAUGUGGCAAUCAACCAAGUGCUGUGACAACCAGAUUAGGUUUUUAACAAGUUUAACUCAAUUAUUUUAUUAUCCAUUAUUUAUCAAUUAUAUUAUCAAGUACUUAUUUGGUAGCGAACAUAAAUUAAUAAUACAAAAUUACUCAUAGCUGGCCUGCAGUUCUUUUUCUUAGAGCUGCUAAAUCCCCGAUUUUGACAACAAAACUUAAAAAUAUCAUUAUAAUGGAAUAAUGGUCAACACUACAGAAAUAACACCCGGGCUUUAAAAAUCUGGAUUUUACAUUCAAACACCAUUGGGUCUGAGCUCAGGAGGUUUAUUUUUAACAUUUAGAGGUGGACGACUUUUUAUACUGAGAAAGAGGGAACGAUAGAGAGACACGCACAUAGACAGCCAGGAAAUGAGAGACAGAGAGAUUGGUUGGCAGUGAUCAUGAUUAAGAUAUGAAGCACUGAGACUGCCCUCACUGCUACACAAACUAUCUAUGGCAUUUUAACAAAGGCACAACUUGCAAGUAGGUGUGUGCUUGUAUGUGUGUGUACUCCAUCACAUAGACAGAGGCAUCACGUGAAACAUGCACAUGUUCUGAUAUUAACCCAUCCCUACACUAACAACGUAUGUGUUGUCCUCUACUUUUGGUGGUACUUUGUGAAUUUUGUCUGUACAUUACCUCCUGUCUUUUUUCCAUCCCAGUAACCAUGCAGUAUACCACAGCCCAGCGUGCAUCUCCUUCCCUCCCUGCUGUGUUUUGUAUUGUGGAUUGUUUGCUGUUGCUGUUGUACUGAUUUUACAUUAGAUAUUUGUUUAUCUAAUAUUUGUUUAUUUUAUGGAGGUUGAUCAGAGGAACUACUUUCCAAACUGCAUGGGACAUUUUGGACCGGAACUGUGUCCAACGAGUUGACAUGUGCAUAUUCACAGUUUGUGUAAUGAUCUGUACAGAAUAUGAGAUGUAAUUUAGCUGAGAUGUUUCUAGUUGCAUGCAGCAUCACAAAAUCUAGUCAAUAAAAUACUUUUAG
This is a messenger RNA of Lates calcarifer (barramundi perch), 6909 nucleotides long. RefSeq lists its product as uncharacterized. The record is from RefSeq and is a predicted model, not a curated record. The transcript is spliced from 8 exons. NCBI's taxonomy places the organism in Eukaryota, Metazoa, Chordata, Actinopteri, Centropomidae. The coding region runs from base 2214 to 3497 and encodes 427 amino acids.